Molecule: messenger RNA, 1032 nt
Organism: Anoplophora glabripennis (Asian longhorned beetle)
Lineage: Eukaryota; Metazoa; Arthropoda; Insecta; Coleoptera; Cerambycidae
Product: protein RER1
Exons: 5
Coding region: 1-594 (197 amino acids)
Biological process (GO): protein retention in ER lumen; retrograde vesicle-mediated transport, Golgi to endoplasmic reticulum
Cellular component (GO): Golgi membrane
Source: RefSeq, a predicted model, not a curated record
AUGGAGGACGAACUGCUGACAUCAGGAAGUAAAAAAAGUAUGGUGUCUCAGCUAUGGACAAGGUUAUCUCAGGUUUAUCAGAGCAUGCUGGAUAGAUGGACGCCCCACAAUAGAGCGAGGUGGGCAGGCACACUAGUGCUGCUCGUCCUCUUUGGCCUGCGCAUCGUUACUAAGCAGGGUUGGUAUAUAGUCACUUAUGCCUUAGGCAUUUACCAUUUAAACCUGUUUAUAGCAUUUCUCACACCCAAAAUAGAUCCUGCUAUGGAUUUUGAUGCUGAAGAUAAUGGGCCAGAAUUGCCAACCAGGGCGAAUGAGGAGUUUAGGCCUUUUAUAAGAAGGCUGCCUGAAUUCAAGUUCUGGUAUUCCGUCACAAAAAGUACAGUCAUUGGUUUAAUUUGUACAUUCUUUGAGUGCUUCAACAUACCGGUAUUCUGGCCGAUCUUGGUUAUGUAUUUUAUUACGUUAUUCUGCAUAACAAUGAAGAGACAGAUCAGACAUAUGAUAAAGUACAGGUACUUACCUUUCACUCAUGGUAAACCAAAGUACCAGGGCCAUGAAGAAACUACAGGGAAAGUUAUAAUUUCUCCAAAGUGACCGAAGUUUAUAGUUUAAAUGCUGAUUUAACCAAAAACACUAAAAUUUCAACACAAAUGAGUAAUUAUGUAGGAUAUUUAAAAAUAUCCUGAUUAAUCAUUUGCUGCAAUUAUUUUUUUAUAUUUUCCAGUGUAUUUAUGUAUGAUUAUGGAAAUUUUGUUAGUAAAUUUUAUCUAUUUUAUAUGCAAGAUAUAUUUCACUUCUAGAAAGAUAUUCAUCUGUAUUGUUUGUAUGUAUAAAGAAUAAUUUAUAGGUAAACUGCAUAGUUGCUAUAUACUAAAAUAACUGUUUGAAGUAAAACAAAUUCUUUAUUGUAAAUAGUUUUCCUUAUACAACUUCAAUUUUUGUAAGAUGUGAGAAAGUUCUGACUGUUAUGUGAAUGGUUUAUUAAGAUAAAUUGGAUUUUUGUUUUAAAUAAUAAAAUAUUUAAAAGUAUGA